AUGUCAGCAUCAACGCCAGACGCACCCCAGGUUCCAGGUCAAAGCAGCACAGCAGUCACUCAAAGCGAGAGUGCCUCACAUGCCCACCCACCCAAGGAGGGGGAGCAGCACUCACAGUUGGGGUGCAUGAGGUGCAUGAGGUGCAUGAGGUGCAUGGGGGACAUGGGGGGCAUGGGGGUUGUGCACUCACAUCUCCGUAAUCAUGCCCUGGGAAUCGCAUGUGACGGCGCUCGCUUUCUCGCAGUCCCCACCAACCACCCAGCCGUCAAACGUUGUGCUCCACGCCUUCUGACAGUCCAGCAGGACUUGCGCUGGCGGCAGGAAAGGGGAGGAGGGGAGGGGGCUGGCGGAAGAGAGGGCUCAGGUCUCAUUGCAUGCCCUCCCACGCCUUCUGACAGUCCAGCAGGACUUGUGCUGGCGGCAGGAGGAGGGGAGGGGGGGAGUGGAAGACACGAAAGAAUGGCAGCCAUUGGAGGAGAGGAAUGCAGGUUGUGGAACGGAGAGGACCCAAAUGGUGGUCCAAAUACUUUUCUCAUUGCAUGCUCCCCCACAUCUCAUCACACGCCCUCCUCUCAUCGUACGGCUUCCACUUCGCACAUCAUAUUCCCUCCCUCCCACCUCACCAUUGCUCUUCCACUUCCACCCAGUGUACAGGAAGGGCGCUGGAAGAACGAGGAGGAGGGCACAGGGGCCAGUGAACAGAGAAUGUAA
Messenger RNA from Closterium sp. Naga37s-1, 711 nucleotides. Lineage: Eukaryota; Viridiplantae; Streptophyta; Zygnematophyceae; Desmidiales; Closteriaceae. The record is from the annotation of a GenBank genome assembly.